AUGGACGAGAAAGUCAGCAGCCUCCUAAAACGCAACGGAAAGCUAGAAAUUGAAGCCGACGUUUUGCGGUCAGAACUUUCCAGCCUGGAGGAGCAAGGCGAGAUGCUCGUCAGCGACAACAAACAUUUUCAACAGCUAGCAGAGAACUUAAAACAGACACGACAUUGCCUCGAGGAGGAGCUGAAGACUCUGUGCAAGCAGCACGUCAAGGCCACCAAGGAGAUGGAGAACGAGCGCAGCACUGCGCUGGACGUAGCGGCCAAGUGUGAGGCAGCACUGUCAGCGCUGAAGACUCCCAGCUGUUGGACAAGUAUACCAACAUUGUAUACAGACGCAGGAACCUGUAGGAAGGGUUUCACGCGGCAGCCCAAGAGAAACAGUUUGGAGGGCAGGUGCGCACAGCUCACAGAAGAGUGGGCAACAGCCAGACGAGCUCUCGCAGUCUUCGAGGAGGAGCAGGGCGCAGUGGGACAAAAGGCCCGGCAGGAGCUGCAAGAGCUGUGGCAAGCAAACCAGCAGUUGCAAGAGCGCUUUCGCUGCCUCAAGGACAAGCAUCUCAAGGCUGAAGAACGAUAUGAGACGCUGGCACAGUCAAGCCUCGCUGUGAAAACAAGAAUAAUGCCCCUGCGUCUGCAGUGCGUAGCCUGUCCAAUUCUGUUGAGUUGCCUUGGUUUCUAUCUGGCCAACGCGGCAGCUGCAGCAAGGGACCAGGAGGAAGGAACUCCGGUAGAUGUAUUAAAGAUGCUCGGUGCGUUGCACGGGAAAAUGUUUGACCAUAAGUACAUGAGCCUUUCUCAAAAUACGGUACCUAUAACAAUAUUUGCUGGUACUCCUGCAACCUGCACAGCAAUCCAGUUAUUAUAUUCUGAAGAAGAAACAAACAGUUUUGGUGAACUCUGGGUAUAUUAUAAAAAACUCGACGGAAAAAGGUACAUUGACACAAUAGGGCUCACGUUUACAGCGGCGUAUGAAAGCGGACUGGGAAACACUUUCCGUUUCAAGUUUUCGGAAUCAAGCCAAAAUGGUCACACCUUUAAAGGAGCUGAAUUUCAAGUUCGCCGCCACAGUUCUUGUUACAGCUUGAAGGCAUCAUUAGGGAAUCAGUGUUUUAUUAUAGCUCUACUCACUAGCAGCGGUGCCUCUACGCCAUACGACUGUGUGCCAAGGGGAAUGCAGACAUGCCAAUAUGAAACCUACAAGCUUUCCGAAUCAGUUCCAUGCCUCGAAUACGAAGAGGUUACUGACGACAAUCCAACGGAAGCUGAAGAACCUAACCCAGAAAGUUCUGAUGAUAAGGUGCCACUUCAUGAAAGACAUCGACUGCUUCAAAAGUAUCAAGAUUUUCCUCAGGGCCUCCUGUACGGCAGUCUUGUACUGGUGUACUCCUCGUUGGAAGAAGACAGUUCUCGACUAUGCAUGAUUACAUACUAUCCGAACAGAGACCCAAAACCUGACGGGCAGCUCAAUAUUCUCAAAACAGGAUCCAAAAAAGCCAUUACUCAAGCGUUCGAACCACGUACUGCCACUGGACACAAUGCUACGUAUAGAGCGGAAGCCAGGAUUUAUCGGAAUGACAAGUUUCAUGGCACAAGGAUGAUCUUCACGGAUCAGAAACGGUGCACUAUACUAAGAACUCCUGGAUAUAGUAACCUGUGCGAAUUAUUCACAGGUGGUCGCUAUAAUAAUGGAGUCGUCAAUAGCUACUGCUUUUUUAUCUACACUGUUUAUUGUAAAACACCAGCAAAGGUUUUUACGAAAUUGAAAGACUGUUGGCCAUAUGCGGGGGAAGUAUAG
Molecule: messenger RNA, 1794 nt
Organism: Ixodes scapularis (black-legged tick)
Lineage: Eukaryota; Metazoa; Arthropoda; Arachnida; Ixodida; Ixodidae
Exons: 12
Coding region: 1-1794 (597 amino acids)
Biological process (GO): symbiont-mediated perturbation of host defenses
Molecular function (GO): amine binding
Source: RefSeq, a predicted model, not a curated record